This is a messenger RNA of Numida meleagris (helmeted guineafowl), 5732 nucleotides long. RefSeq names its product chromosome 6 C15orf52 homolog (gene CCDC9B). The transcript has 14 exons. Bases 214 to 2127 code for a protein of 637 amino acids. The record is from RefSeq and is a predicted model, not a curated record. Lineage: Eukaryota; Metazoa; Chordata; Aves; Galliformes; Numididae.
AAAAAGAGAGUCAGAUUGGAGAGGAGGACACAGGCACUCAAAACCCUGUCUGCGCUUGGUAUAUUAGGCAGCCAGCGCUCUUGGCUGGGAGCCCAGACGAGGCUUUUGUAAUCAAAACAUGAUCUUGUAUGCUGUGCAACCAGUGCUGAGAAAGGCCGUCUGAUGGCUCUCCUCUUUUAGCUCUGCGCUGGAAUCCGCCGGGCUCUGCUGCCGAUGUCUGACAUGCACCGAGCGGAUGCCACUGUGGAUGAUGCUGUGCUAAGGAAGAAAGAACAGAAAGAUGUUGAACUUGAUAAGAAAAUCCUGGCUCUGCGGAAGAAGAAUGAAGCACUUAUACGAAGAUACCAGGAGAUCGAAGAGGACAAAAAACGAGCUGAGCAGGAGGGAAUGGCUGUUACCUCCAGGAAACCCAAGCAAGAUGGACUCACUAUUACCAUCACCAAAGCUCACAAUGACCUGAAAGAUGCAAUUACCCAGACUGAACACUAUGGACAAGAUAGCCAAGCCCUCUCGAUGGACAAAAGGGUUGUGAGUGAGAAAAAGAGCCCCUGUCCUGUGAGCACUGCAUUUGGCACUGGCAGCGAGGAAGAGGAGGAGGAGGAGGAAGCAGAUCAUACGUUCACAUUCAGAAUGGGGAAGAGGAUGCAGCUGGCUGUUACCAUGGACAACAAAGCCAAGGGCAAGAGAAUUGUCAGUGAGAAACGGACUGAGUGCUUCCCUGGUCCAGGCAGGAUGCCAGACCUGAGUGAAGAAGAAACAGAUCACUUGGUGGCUUUCCGCCGGGGGAGAAGAAUGCAGAUUGCUAUCACCAUGGAUAACAAGGACAAAGCAGAGGAGAGGAGAGCAGUGGAGAAGAGGAGAUCAGACAGUGAGAGAGGACCUGAAAGUGAGCAUGGCCGUAAGGAGGGUGGGAAGUCAGUCCAGAAGUGCCCUGGAGACCUGAGUUUCCCCAUGAGCGGACGGGAACGCUCGGAGUACAUCCGCUGGAAGAGGGAGCGAGAUCAGAUUGACCUUGAGCGACUGGCACGGCACAAGAAUGCAAAGGGCGAGUGGAGGCGGGCUUGGGAUGUGGAGAAGUCGGAGCACAUGUUUGAAGAGGACUUUGUUAAGGAUGGGGAGCCAGCCUUGGAUAAUCCCAGCAAUAAGAAAGGGGGAAGAAACGCAAGGAAAUUCCAGCACAGGUCCUUUCCUCCCAACGGGAGAGGUGGAGGACAGCACAGCGUGAAUGUGAGCGAUCCUGGUCCCAAAGCAACGAGCAGCCGAGCCAAAGGAAAGGACAGACUGACCGGCAGAGCCAGAAGGUGGGAUGCAAAAGAAGGUGAGGACACGUCGUUUCUGAAGGAUGAUCCUGACAGCCAGAGGAACCUUGGUACAGACAAGCAGAAAAGCAAAGGUGAUGAGGUAGUGGAAGAGAACUGCACAGCUGAGUUGGAGGAGAAGGUGAAACCACCAAACCUUCAAGAGCAUGGGAGGCGAAGUGGGAAGGCCUGGUCUGCCCACAAUGGCCAGAAGGAAGAAAGGAGAAGAGUGAAGGGGCUCAGCAAGGAGGUCUCUGAGGCCAGCACAGGUGACUUGGAGCCAAGGCCCAAGCCAAGUAAGGAACAGAUUGAGGAAGAUGCCAAUGGGAAGCCUGGCGCUGUUGAUACCCCCCAGGAGAAGGAGAGCACAAAUAGCAGUGCUUCACAAAGUGGCCUUCCAAGUGCUGUGCAAGCCACUAAGCACAGCAGUGAGGAGACCUCGUUAUUGCCCGUGGGAGCUGAUUUAGAUGGAGAUGGCUUAGAGAAAAAGACAGCUUCCGAACGGGAAUCCACUGAGGACUCUUCAAACAGCCAUGGAGGAAAGCUGGACACAGGUACAGGAGGCAGAUUGGAUGCAGAUCAAGGACAGCUGGUGGGAAAAAGAGGGGAGGAGGUGGCCCAAAACACUGCCCUUGAGAGACAAACGCUUGCACUGAAAGGAGUGGAAGAUGCUGAAGACACUAAACACACAGGAGAGCCUUUGCCCACAAAGACAGACAACUCCAGCGAGACUGUUGUUCCUGAGCAGGAUGUGGCAGAAUUACAGCCCAGGGAAGGGGACCAGCCUGAAGAUUGCAAGAACAAGGACAGUGGGGACACUCUCAACUAGCAAAUGUUGCACCGGUUUGCUGGAGAUGGAAGGAACAUCUCCUCAGCAGGAAAAAAAAGACCUGGAUUUCUCUAGCACCAGCUCAGCCCAACCAGGACAAUUCAUCUCCGUGGCUUGACAGCAGGGCUGCUAGGAGCAACAAAACAGCGACGAUGACAACCACCACCAAAAAAGCAAAAGCUCAUUUGGCUCAAGUUGGUUAAGCUGUCAGUGUGUUUGGAGCGAAAAGGUCUCAUGUCUAUUCCUGCUGUUGCUUUGAAGUUCCCAAAUCAACAUGAGGGGCUGCAUAAUGACAUAGAUGGCAGUCACGAAUAACUACGGGCUGGUAACAGUCACUUCCCUUCUCCCCCGGCUUCUUUUGCCUUGUGCAACAGAUUCGUUUCAGACCAUAUUAUGUAUAAAAUGCUGCAAAGCUCUACCUUGCUUUCACAUAAUUCUCUCAAAAGUGUUAUUUCACAGCAGUUCUUUGGAACCGGAUUCCUUCGCCUUGCCCCUGUUUGAGGUAUGUUUCAACCCUCAGUAGGAGUCUCUGUGUAGCAAUCGGAAAGAUCGUCAUGUUGGAAAAGGCGUUACAGAAGAGUUGGAAGGACAGACAGGAUAGCAAGGUACUACAAAGGAAGGGAAGCAGAUGGCUCAUCCAUAUCAGAAGAUUCUGGGUAUGCAAGGAAAAGCUUCCACCAAGGAAGGAUCUCCACAACGAGAUCCUUCCUCAGUGGCAGCCAGCCCUUAAAUGAGGCCUAAGAGGUGAAUUGCCUUCACCUGUGCUCCCAGGGCUGGCUGGGUCUUUCCUCCAGGUGCUCAAUCAGUGGUUCAGGCCCUGACUCAGCAGUUCCCAUACAAGCUCUCAUCAAAGCCUUUCAAAGCAGAGGAUGUUAAUGUUAUGUUUUGAAAUGCUGGUGGUUCAGUUUUGAUACAGUGCAAUUUUUGCAAAGAUCGGGCUAGAAAUCAAUGGGAUGAUUUUGCACAAUAAAAAAACCUAACAGUUCCCAAAGGGAUGGAAAACUAUCCAUUCCAUGGGUGAAAGUUCCACCAUGUAAAACAAUUGCGUGGCAGGCCAUUGCACCUGAUGUCAGGGAGAUGUCCUCAGUUCCAGGAUCCCACCCAUCCCAAAGCACAGCAGUCAUCUGUAGCAGCAGGUAACUCAGCAGCUACCGCUAACUCAAACACUUCUGCAGAGCAGUGGUUCCUUGCAGCAGCCACUAUGUGGAUUUCACAGCUUCCACUGCUAAUGUCUAUUUAUGGCACUGAAAACCUCCCGCACCUUCAAACCAGUUGGAGAUGCUGUGCAGCGAGCGUGGUGGGGCCUUCAUCAUUUGCUUCAAAUAACAAGGAAUAAAUAUUUACCCAAAGUGCAGGACUGGAAUCCCUGGAGAAUGUCCAACAAGUCCCAGAGAAGUAAACGAUACACAAAAACCACAGAAGCUUUUUCCCCUGAAUUCUCUUGAGAAAAUUAAUCUUAACGUCUUUAGAGCAAAUGCAGCUGGGGGUACAUUUCCAGAGCAGCUCCAGGGAUCUGACCUUGCAGCUCCGGCUGACGUCAGUGGGAGUGGGGCAGGCAGGGCCUGCAUGCUGCAGGAGCGGGGAGGGCGGACGGGGUCAGCUGUGUGAUGCAAACCAGUGCUAAAGGUUGGUGCAGGAAGGGGGACAAGCAGAAACUAAUGCUUCUCCCCGCAGUUAUGGGGCUGCAAGGAACAUAUGUCUUCCCUCGAGGUUCAAGAGUUGAGAAGAUACUGCUGCUGCUGUGUCUUGGACAUCAGUGUGGGGUUAGGCAGGAGGAGAUCUCAAGGGUUUAACUUGGAGAGCGCUGGUUCUUCCGUGCAACCCAACCUCAUACUGUGACACUGUGAAUUCCAAGACCGUCCUAAUACCACGUACCAGAGUGGAGAGCUUAGGCCUCGUGCAGAAUUGUGGAGUGCUGUGGCUUCGUACAAGACCUGAUGCAUUUAUCUUCGUACAUCCAGAGUUAUGGAAAGCCUUCCCAGUGGAGUGAUAUAGGAAAAUGUUAACAUUGGGAAACGUGGAUUUUGUGAGAUUGGCUCAAGAGAAGUGAACUUGGGCAGAAGAAACACAGGGAGGAACUGCAGGGAUGCUCAGGGAAUGGUCUAGCAAAAAUGACUGACAGGUGUAAUUUCUAUAAAUACAGAGGAAUAGUAAAUAGCAUUUAAGGAGAAGGCCAUUCAAACCAGAAAAUAAUCCUAAAUCUUUGCAGCACUUUGCAAGAGCUUUUCCCUUGUCUUUGGUUCAUCACGGUGACUUGCGGAGAGAAGAGCCCACUAGAAGUUGUUAAUGCAAGGAGAGGCAUGGACCUAAGCUAGUCAUUGGUGCACCUUUGCUUCCUUGUGGCUACUCACUGGAGCACAGCAAGGCUGAACAUUACCAGGGGCUCUGCCAGGCAAGCUGUAGCCAUUCUAAGCACUGCACACAGAGCUGCUUGCCCUGCUUUGUAGCUUCCAGCUGCUGCUGUUAUCGCGGAACUGACAGAAGGGAGCAUGUGCCCAUACCUCGGAUGCCUGUAUUAACCCUCCUAAUGCAAACCCCAGACAAAAAGGAGGCAGAGAUCAAUAUACCACAUUGCAGUCUGCAUCUUACUUCCCACCAGCUCUAUGCUGAGAGGGAACACACAGAAUGCAGACAGCGACGGGAGCUUAAACCACUCCAGCAGGAUCCUCCACCAAAGCCUGCCUUCACACAUUUAAGCUCACCAAGGGUAGCAGUGAGAACUGUUCCACCAGUGGCAAAUCUAGACAGUGACCCACAGGUUUGGCACGGCAUCCUCUUGUGGCUGAUGGCAGAACUAAAGGCAGCACACAGCCGCACUGCUGCCCCCAGUCCCGGACAGAAACACCUAUUUCUACAUCUUGCCAAGCCUCUGGCAGCCCCUGAGUUACGGAGAAGAGGAUACAGUGAACAGGAGAGAAAUGCUAAUCACUAUUUCUAAUUACUAAAAGCAAUGACUCUCAAACCCACCAGUGCCUUGGCUGCAAAGAUUUGUUCCUGCACAGAGAGGUGUCUGUAUUGAAAAGGUAACACUGCACAGCAGGAAAGAGAACUGUCUAUCUGCAGUCAAGAGCGCAGGGGUGACAAUGAGAUUUUUGGAACCAUUAAUAAUCCCAUUGAUUAACAACAAACAGAGCUAGCUCUGGGAUCAGUUCAGGCUUGUAAAACGGACUAUAAAAAUGUCUACAGCAGCAGCUUUAGACUCUUCCUUCAGCAUCAAUUAUUGCAGUACCUUGGGUGUGACUUCUGUGUGGUUCCAUAUUGGAUAUCUGUCAUUAGAUGAUUCCUUUGGAUCUUCCCCUUUCAUGUGAGCCAAGCUGUCUAUUGCCUCUGCUGCCUUCACAGUAUUUCAUCUGUUUUUCCUUUUACGUUCCUUCUCUAUCCUUUCUUGUGAGCUUUGGGUGUUGAAAUCUGCAUCAGCAAAAGGCAGAACCACGAAUUUCAACGUGGAUGCAGAAAAAAAUGCCAACCCAGCAAUUUUAAGCAGCACUCAAGAACCUGGCAACUAAAGGAGGAAAAAAAGUGCGUGCCUUUCCUAACGAAAAUCAAUGUAUUUCGGUCUGGAGGCAGGGCAGCAAUUUCAACUCACAGGUUUUCACUGGAGAAAA